UUGACAAAUGAAUAUUGAUAAACUGGAUUGGAGGCGACAGUUUAAUUAAUUGAUAUUUAAUAUGGUCUGAGAUAAAAUUUAAUUCGAAACGAUACUAGUUGUAAUAGGUACCGGAAGCUAUUGCCUUCAUCAUGGAUUACAUUUAUUACUAUAAACGUGGAAUGAGUAAUCUUUAUGUCAGCACUAUUAUAUAUAUAACGAACUGAAUAAUUUGAAUUUAUUAUAAUAUUAUAACGUUUAUGGUGAGUUCAUUCAAAGCGUAACGUAACCCUUAUAUGGGUAAGGUACUGAAAGUACUCUCAAUGUCAGAAAUUUCCAUAAUUAUACCAGUCUAUAAUGGAGAAAAAUGGAUUAAUGACUGCAUGAACUCUAUUUAAAACAAUCUUUAUUUAAUGAUUACAAAAUAAAAUUAGAAAUUGUCGUUUAUAACGAUGGUAGCACAGACAAUACACAACAACUUUUGAUGAAAUGGAAACAGAUCUUUAAUUUAAAAGAUGUAUCUUACAAGAUAUUAGGUGGUAAUAUUUCCAAUGGAGUGGGAGCUGCUAAAAAUAGAGCUGUGGAAAUAAGUACAGGCCAGUUUCUUUGCUUUCAAGAUAUUGACGAUGUAAUGAACCCACUUAGAAUAAGUUUACAAUGGGAAGCUGCAAAAUCAAAUACCAAUGCACUUAUUGGUAGUAAUAUAGUCCGUUGGCCUGAAAAUUCAACACCCCGUUAUGUUCGUUGGGUUAAUAGUCUAACUGAUAACCAGUUAAAAUUACAAAUAUACACUUCCUUUGGACCCACACUGCUUAUGCCAACAUGGUUUUGCCAUAGAUCUGUUUAUGAUAAAGUUGGAGGUUUUGUAGAAACUGGGCAUGGGACACCAGAAGAUCUUAUAUUCUUUUACAAACAUUUGGAUGCUGGAGGAGAUUUGAUUAGAGUGGACCAAGCCCUAGUAGUGUAUGUUUACCAUGAAGAUGCAGCCACUUUUAGUGUGAAACGGGAGAUGAUUUGGAAGAUACAGCUUGAAAGGUUACAACAAUGUGUUAUGCCAUCUUGGAAAGAGUUCACCAUCUGGAAUGCUGGAAAAAGGGGAAGAAAAGUGGUCCGCUCAUUAAACCCAAACAAUUUAAAUAAAGUGGCUGCUUUCUGUGACAUUGAUAAAAAUAAAAUAGGACGUGAUAUAGAGUUAUAUUGUCCUAUAAAAAGAGAAGUCAUUGUGAAGUUGCCUGUGCUUCAUUUUACAGAAGCCAAACCACCACUUUUGAUUUGUGUUAAACUUGACCUUACAGCUGGGGAAUUUGAAAAAAAUCUCAGCUCAUUGAAUCUCACUGAAGGCAUAGAUUAUGUAUUAUUUAGUUAAAUAUUUAAGGAAUUUAUUGCAAUUAUAUAUGUUAUA
This is a messenger RNA of Trichoplusia ni (cabbage looper), 1381 nucleotides long. Its product is annotated as UDP-GlcNAc:betaGal beta-1,3-N-acetylglucosaminyltransferase-like protein 1. Bases 464 to 1345 code for a protein of 293 amino acids. The record is from RefSeq and is a predicted model, not a curated record. Lineage: Eukaryota; Metazoa; Arthropoda; Insecta; Lepidoptera; Noctuidae. The transcript has a single exon.